Messenger RNA from Varroa destructor (honeybee mite), 4537 nucleotides. Its product is annotated as actin-histidine N-methyltransferase-like. Gene Ontology annotation, molecular function: protein-L-histidine N-tele-methyltransferase activity; protein-lysine N-methyltransferase activity; protein binding. Lineage: Eukaryota; Metazoa; Arthropoda; Arachnida; Mesostigmata; Varroidae. The record is from RefSeq and is a predicted model, not a curated record. Gene Ontology annotation, biological process: peptidyl-lysine monomethylation; peptidyl-lysine trimethylation; actin modification.
AUCACGAUCGACGAGUGCGGACUUCUCCGCUUGCAACAAACGCUUAUUCCCUCGCCAUUUUGGCUCUCUCCAACUGGCAGCCGGAUAUCGAAACCACUCGUUCUGCCGUUCACGACACCAACCCUCACAGCUCACUUUGCUAAUCAGUUAGAUAUAGAUAUACUAGCGCAGAUCGCGGUAGCUAGUUGCAGCAAGUCGCAUGAUAUGACGACUGCCAUAUUGUAUUCUUCCGUUUGUGGUGCUGUGUAGAGGCAGAGCCGCCGAUUGUCCGCUAUUCGCUGUUCAGUUGAGACACAGGAGCUGAUAGAACGCGUUGAUUAAGUGAGUGAAAGGGUCGACAGUGGCAAAAGCGGCCGCCGUAGAAACAUCGCGAAAUCCAUAGAGGCGGUACUAGCAGGAAGUCGUGAUUGUUUUGCCUCUGAAAUACGGGGUGUCUCCGUUCGGUGGAUACUCCCGUGGAGCGGGUGAACGUUGCAAAACUGAGAUCGAUCGCCAGAGUUUUGUGUUAAGUAAGCGAUCGAGACGCGUGCUGUGUUUGACUAUUGCGGCCACUACCGAAACUGAGCUGCACCAGAUCCAUAUGUCCCUCCAGUUAUCGCUCUUUGCGGAGCGCGUUAUCUCCUAGUUCGCUUUCGAGCGCUACUGCAUUCUUCGCCUCAGCGCUGGCCACGAUACCUUUUGGGUUAAACAUCUGGGUAAGAAAGGCACCGUGACGGAUAAAGUCAAGUAAAUUUGUAAAGGAGGUCUGCUCCACGAACAAAAGCAGCAACAGCAGUGGAAACUGUGUGCGGGCGUGGACGUGAGCGAGCGUCAGCUAGACGUUUCAGGCUGGCAGACCUGGGUCGUUAGCAGACCGCAUCGCUAUAGAGCCAGCAUCACCGUCAUCGUCAUUCGUGCUCGUAUUCACAACAGAUAGAUACAGGUGGAUCAGAUCGGCCAGCGUCAGAUUAGUGCUGGUAUAUCUUCCUACCGCGGUUACUGGCAUUCACUUGAAGCAACCAGCCAGCGGUGAUCGCAGGCGGCUACAACGAAAGCUAGCCAUUACUGGCUUCAACACGACGACCACGACCAAUAGCACGGCUGUCAUACACGCAAAUGUAACGUUUACGUCCUUGUGUAUGAGCGAUCGACUGCUGCAAAUGUACGAUCGUCUGUUAACGAAUUCACACUGUGUUCGACUACGUGCUGAGCUGACUGUGCAAGCUGCUAAUGUGGCUGCUGCUGGCUAAAAAGUGUCAGUAAUAUUACUAUUAGCACCAUUACUCGUGCGAGCAAGCAUCAUCAUCAUCACCAUUGUUUAGUUGGUGGUGACUCUGUGAUUGAGAGUGAGUGACUAACUGAAUUGUCGUCGAAACAGACGGAGGGAUUCUCACUAACCCUUUGUAGUUGGACAAACGAACCAAUUCGUCGUGCUCGUGGUAACGAACUGACCGACAAACAGACAGGCACUGGCUGCUAACUGUGUUGCCUCAAACAUCAUCGUUUUCUAUAAAUUUUGCUCUGAACCAUCGCGAAAAAGGUUUUAUAGAAUACGAUAUAAGUGAGCGGCUGCUUUGCAUCGGCUAAGUAGCUUCCUCGUGUGAUCUCAGGGACGAAGGAAGAAUACACUGAUGACUGGUGUUCGUAUCAGUACUGAAGGUUCCCAAUUUAUGGAUUUGCUGAUUGCAAGCUAUUAACACGGAACUAGUAGCACGAUCACAGCUUGGAGCUUUACCCCACGGACAAUAACUUUCAAAAAAUUUUUCAACUGACAACAGGACCGUUAGGUAAAACACAAGUUAGUUGCAUACAGGCAUCAUCACUACAAAAACCCAAGAAACAUCGUUAGGUAUAAUGGGUAAGCACAAAAACAGGAAUAGGUCGGCCACGAUCACAAACCCGGAGACUGCGGAACUCAUCAGGGUGAUAGACAAGAUUUUUGAGCUGACCGUGCAGGAUGUCAAUGAAUUAUCUCGUGAUCUUCUUGAAAAUUUUGGCCGGAUCAGAACUCUUGUGGAACGUGCGCGAUGCCUCGAAAAAAAAUUCGAUGAAGUACCGGUACGUUCAGAAACUGCAAUGCGGGAGUUGGUUGAUUGGGGAAUUCGUCGCGGCUGUUUUGUACGAGGAAUCCAACUGCGGCGCUUAAAGGAAUCAACAUUGGACGAGUAUGGAGUGUUCUGUACGGACUCGCUCCAGGAUUCUGACAUCUUCUUGUCGGUGCCAUUGGACCUGAUGCUUACGUCGGACCAUGCGCUUGAGCGAAGUGGUUCCUUGUCACCUCUAUUAAGAAAUGAUGCGAUUUGCUCUCACAUGUCAAACGUCUGCCUUUCGCUUUUACUGCUUAACGAGCUCGCUAAAAACGAACAGAGUUUUUGGCAUAAAUAUAUUUCCUGCCUACCAGCGCAUUAUUCAACGAUCUUAUACUUUAACGAGGAUGAAAUGCGUCUUCUUAGCGGAUCGGCUACGCUUGAGGAGGCAUGUAAGCUGUAUCGGUCGAUUGCACGUCAGUACGCGUAUUUCAAAAAGAAGUUUCUUACGGAACCGAAAUGGAGAGCGCUGCCGGCUAUGAAAAUAUUCACAUAUGAGGCGUACAGGUGGGCUUGUAGCACUGUAAUGACCCGACAAAAUCAAGUUCCUUCGCUCACCCCAGGUCGAAUGCAAACCGCACUUAUCCCCCUGUGGGACAUGUGCAACCAUGAUACUCUUAGAAGUGGAACCGACUACGAUGUGCCUUCUCAGCAACUUGUUUCGUUCGCCACUCGGGCUUACGUUAAGGACGAAGAGGUAUGCAUCUUCUAUGGUAAUCGCGGUAAUGCCCAGUUUUUCCUGCACAACGGAUUCGUACCGCAGACAUCGAACCCGUGGGACAAUCUACCGUUGCGGCUCGGCCUGUCACGAAGCGACAAGCUCUUUGAAAUAAAGCGUCGCCUUUGUGAACAGAUGAAAAUUCCCAUCUCUAGUACGUUCGAAUUAAAGAAGAAUCCUGAUGGCAAUGGUGUGCUAGUGCCCAAAUUGCUGCUACACCUCGUCCACGUGCUUCAGUGGAAACCGGAACAUUCGAACAAAAGUGAAACGAAGGCCAAGGCCAGCGAUAAUCGAGAUAACAUGGAUAACAAUAUCCUUCAGGAAAACGCAGGAACAGAACAGGUCGAAGAGGAGGAAGGAGUACGCACUAAAAAAGCCAUCAGUUUUUUGCAAACGCGCUGUUCGCUCCUCAUGAAAACCCUGCCAAAAUCUGAGGAGGAGAUUAAGACGAUUUUGGAGGAUUCAACAGUUAGUGAAAAAACCAAGCUUGCGUUACGGUAUCGCCUGUCAGAAAAGCAUAUACUCGAAUUAGCAUGUCAGAAGCUUAUCUUCACAAUGUAGACAAUACCAAAGCACAAUUGCGCACUCAUCUACAAUGCUUAAUUAAACUAACACAUACAUUUGUAGUAUACAGAACCUAUACAUAAAAAUAACAUGGUUCAAUGUCUUCAGUUCUCUUUAUAUAUAGGCGUAUAGAUAAAAUCUAGUCUAUGAUAAAUAUAGCUGCUGAAGCUCUGAAAAUGUUUCUGGCUAACACACGAAUCGCUCUGCAGUCCCUACUGUAAUACAGGUUAUAUUGGUGUCAACAAUAACUCAGUAUAAUAUACAUCCCUAUUUUAUGUACCACUGAAUCCAGAAUCUUGUUUAUUAGACAGGAGCGGCCCUUAAGGCGGUCGUUAAUUGUCCAACAAUAGCUUCGGAAAGGAAUACAACAUAUUUGUGGCCGAAUGAUAACAGCAACUUCAACUUUAACGGCAAAUUUUAAUGGUCUAAACAGAUGUAUCAAGGGAAAAAUGCGUUUCCAUGUCUGCCCGUACUAUCAGCUGAUACCAUUAUAUAGGAAAAUCUAUUAUCUCUCAGAUAUGUUCGCAGAUUAGUCGUUAUCGUUGAAAGUUUUCGCAGAGAAUAACCGUUUCUUUAUUGAAUGGAAACGAAACCCACAAUUUAGCGUCAAUUGUCGCUAGAGGAUUAUUGUUGGCCGUGUCUAUAAUGCGCAUUUUGAUAUAAACAGCUCAUCUAUUAUUUAUGAUUAAAGAACAUCUGGGGCCAGCAAGCGUUCGCCUACCGUCGUUUGAAGUACGAGAAUACCAAAACUCUGGACGGGGGCAAAUGGAUGCACUAGUCGUACAAACAACUAUCUUAGAACGUUUCACUAAAAUUAUUAUGGUGCAUGCAAACCUGAGAUAGAUAACUGAAAAGAAAACUGAUUCGUCCUGCAAAUGUAUAACUCUUCGGUGCUCCUAGUAAAAGGUCUUAAUCUUACCAUGUAAGAUGGUUCCAAGUGUUUGUACGGUACCGUGGGACUUGAGUUUUAGUGCAGAAGUCCUUUAAAUGCAAAAAUUGAAAUUUAUGAGGUGGGUAACCUAAAUAACGCUAAACUACAACCAGGUCAUUCAGAACGAAACAAUUUUGCACUGACUAUGUAAAUCCUCUAUUUCUGCAUUCUUCUUCGUCGUUUCUGUAAGCGUGUAGGGAGAGUUACUAUGCCUGGAGCAGCUUAAUAAAAAAGUCCUAUCCUUUCAAUGUGCCUUAA